AUGCUGUGGUUGCUUUUGUUGUUGUUGAUUGCUGCCCUCAGAGCGGAAGACGUCGAGUUCUUUCCAUUGACUCGAGAUUUCGUCAAAAUGCUAGACGAUAUCGAUCGCUACAAUCGCUACGCCACGCCAACACAGUACGAGGGCACGGCGACGAAUGUUAGUAUGUCAAUGUAUAUCGAAGGUAUUUCGAGUUUCUCGGCUCAAACCAUGGAUUAUCAUCUGGAUAUGUACUUUUAUCAGGUGGGCAUGGCAGUUUUUUACAUUUUUAGAAAUUUUUUUAAUUUUAUUUUAAAAUUUUCAUGCUCUACCUUAUCCUUCCUUACUCUACUCUUGUCCUGCUUUUACCCUACUCUUGCACUACCCUUUUCCAAUCCGUGCUCUAUUCUUGCUUUACCCUUGCUUUAGCCUUAUUUCUUGUUAGUUUUGCUCUGCCCACCAUGCUUUAUCCUUGCAAAAUAAUUUUUUUUAAUUUAAAAUUUGAAAAAUUAUAGGAAUGGGACGACCCACGACUGGCACACAAUGAAAGUGGACCAAUGUUAAUACGAGACAAGAAUAUCUUCAAGAAAAUGUGGCAUCCUGAUGCGUAUUUUGCUAAUGGUGAGUUUUAUAAUUAUUGUUCGAACCUUUCCACCCCUACUGUCCGGCUGGUUUAUUCUCAAAAAUUUUUUUUAAAUUUUUUAGACGAAUAUUACCUAAAACUCCAAUUUUUGGCCUUUUUACCCAGAGUUUGCUUAGUUUUGAUUAGUUUUGUUUAUAAAAGUCAACUAACGUGUCAUAGGCCUCAUGGAUAAUAUAAUUUUUUGAAAUCUCUGAUUUCUUAGGAAGCUACCUCUCUAAAUAGGUAUAAAAAUGAAUUUGUACUGCACAUUCUCAACGUAUUUUUCGAUUUUCAAUAAAAUUUAAAUAACUUUUCAGCUAGAUACGCGAGUUUUCAUUCCAUAACAGAGGACAACUUUUUGGUAUGGGUUUAUCCGGACGGUCAUGUUUGGUACGACUGUCGUAUUUCACUUAUCGCUAUUUGUAUGAUGGACUUAUGGUGAGUUAUUCUAUUCAUUUUUAUCUUGUUCAGUCGGUUUUCUAUUUAAAAUUUUAAAAAAAAGUUGAAAAAUCACUAAAAAAGCUGAUAUAUUGUAGUAUAUCAUAAUAUAUUGUAGGAAAUACCCACUGGAUGAGCAGCAAUGUAACCUCAGGAUAUUGUCAUGUAAGUCUAUUUUGAAAGAACUUUGUUUUAUGGCUUACCUAGCCCUAGCCCAGAUCCCUAGCACGGAGCCCAGAGCCCUAGCCCAGAGCCCUAGCUCAGAGCUCUAGCCCAGAGGCCUAGCCCUUUCAAUACAAUCCCUUAUCUUCAUCAUACCCCAUUCCAGAUGCCUAUCCAGAAUCCCAAGUCCGUCUACUUUGGUCAACUUCAAUCGACCCUCCAAUCGACCGAGCUGCCGGUAUCAGAAUGCCAGAUAUGAGGUUGGUUGAUAUUAAAACGGGUACAUGUGAUGGCACAUACGCUACAGGAAAGUGGAGUUGUAUGACAGCAGUAUUCUACGUGGAAAGAGAGAUGAUGCAUCACAUUAUACAAACAUAUGUACCUACGGCAUUGAUUGUAGUGAUAUCAUGGUUCAACUUCUGGCUUGAUAUUGACUCAGCUCCUGCUAGGGUGUCGUUGAGCAUUACUACAGUAAGUUUUGGGAAGAUUGAGGUUUGUAGAGUUGUGGUUUAGAAAUUUCAAAAUUUUGAAUUACUACUUUAAUAACAAAGUAUAUUUGGCAUUCUGUGUUUCAGCUGCUCACAAUAGCCACACAAGCCAAUGCUGUCAAGUUGGCAUUGCCAGAAGUGUCUUAUAUGAAGGUAAGAUUUGAAAAAUAAGCCCUACCUUACUCUACACUGCCAUAAUAUACCCCAUUCUACCCUACCCUAACUUAACGUACUCUUUUGUACUUUAUCCUACCCUAACUUACCAUACCCUACAUUACUUUAACUUAUCCUACGUUAAAAAAAUCAUUUCCAGGCCAUCGACUUCUGGCUAGGCAUGUGUAUGACGUUCGUGUUCGGUGUUAUGAUCGAAUUCACAAUAUGUCACUUUGCCAAGAACCAAGAGCUAAGUAUUGGCAAUGCAAACGCCCCCAAUCUUAUAGUAGAUUCAACGAUGUCAACCCUAUUUGACACCUCUUCCAACCUAAACGACUCAAUCAGACGAGUCAAGGAGAACAACGCUGAAGCCAGGGAUCGCUUCUUCCGAAACAUGAAUCCACCCACCGUGCCAGCGCGGAACGGCCGGACGUUGAGGCCGGACGAACAAGAUAUACACACGAUACAGCCUAUGCCAAUGGACAUGGAGCCAAUGCUAAAACAACUGAAUUCGUAUGGACAUCAGAAUGGAGACGCGAGGCUGAAUGGGCUACACGAUCAAGUGUAUCCUGGGAUGAACUCGCUGGAUACACUACAGUUGACAGAAGAGAAACAUAGUAUGAAGCCGGCUAUGAGCAGGUUGGGGAAUCAGGUAAAUUGACCUUUUAUUGACCUUUUUGGCAAAUUUUAAAAUUUUUGCUUUUGGCUUAGGAUUUGUAGGCUUUGACGCCAACCUUUUUAAGGAUUAGGCUUCAUAGGCUAAGACCUGAAAGAUCAGGGCUUCUAAAGCCAAUGCUUAGUUGAAGAAUAGGCUAAAUAAGCUUAAAUUGAGUGAACUUAGGCUAGUUAAAACUUAGUUUUUUAAGAUAUAAGCCGUGCUUUAAACUUAAGCUUUUAGAUCUCUUAAGUGCGUUAGAAUACUUUAAAAUUGACCUUUUCUGUUGUUAGAACACCUUAGAAUUGACCUUGUUUUUUGCUAGAACACCUUAAACUCGACCUUUUCUCACCCAAAAUUUACAGCUCAAAAACAAGGAAAUAAAACUCCGGCCUUUUCGUAGCACCAGCCGGAUACUGUACUUGACACGUUUGUUUCAAAAUGCAAUAAAAUUAAAUUCCAAUUAGCGCCUAAUUAAAGUGCGAAGAAGCGGCUUGAUCUGACAGUUCAACUACUUUUUAAUCACUUUUUUUUAUUUUGAAUCACUUUUUUCACUUUCAAUGGCCUUUUUUCAUCUUCAUUGGCCUUUUUUCACUUUUUCAUUUACGUCAAAAGCAAAUUCAACCAGACAGGUGAUUUUAAUCACUUUUUGCAAUUCGAAAAUCCGUUUUUUAUCGCCUGAGGGCGUUCGACAAACAAACAUACACGUUUGAGAAAUUAAGGACAUAAGUCAAGUUGAGAAAUGUCACAAAAGAGGAAGUUUCGAAAAAUUACUGAUAAGAAAGUGUUAUUAAUGAGGCGUCUGAAAGAAUUGCGAUCAACACAAAGCUUAUUUAUAGUAUUGGCAGUGCAAAAUAGUAAAUAUUAAAGCGGCACAAAAGUUUUGUCGUUAAUUUAUAUUAGCUUGAAUAGUAAAAAAAGACAAGACUUUUUUAAGCCUUUUUAAUUGCAAAAAUCCUAUGUUUUUUGGUCCAAAACUACAUAGAAAGAUAAAAAUGAAACCCAGUUUUGCCUAAAUUUAAAAAAGCAAGCUAAACCAUCCAAUUCUAGGUCAAAACCCGCGCCCUAAACUGGAAAAGUGCACUGUGCAACCUGCGCGGCCGCCGAGUGGCCAACAAGAUUGAUGAGAACUGUCGAUACGCGUUCCCAUUAGUCUUCAUCAUCUUCAAUAUCUUUUAUUGGAGCUUUUACUUGGUUAUCAAUUAA
Molecule: messenger RNA, 3700 nt
Organism: Bursaphelenchus okinawaensis
Lineage: Eukaryota; Metazoa; Nematoda; Chromadorea; Rhabditida; Aphelenchoididae
Source: the annotation of a GenBank genome assembly